UGCCUCUGUUCCCAUUAGCAACCCGAGGCUUCAAAACAGCUUCUAUUCCCACUGGCCGUCUUGCGGUCUCGCACCGUUGGCGAUCGCGGGCUGGCCGCGUCCCCGCUUGCACUGGCCAGCUCCUCUGGGCCUCUGACGCCCUGCUACCGCCAUGGCAGAAUUGGGCCUCAAUGAACAUCAUCAAAAUGAAGUUAUUAAUUAUAUGCGUUUUGCUCGAUCAAAGAGAGGCCUGAGACUCAAAACUGUAGAUUCCUGCUUCCAGGACCUCAAGGAGAGCAGGCUGGCUGAGGAGACCUUCACCGCGGACGAGGUGGCUGACAUGCUGGGCGGGCUGCAGGCCGUGGUGCAUAGUGAGGUGGAGUCUGAGCUCAUCCACACCGCGCACACUAACGUGCUGCUCCUGUGCCAGCUCUUCGAGCAGGCUGAGCGCUGGUACCUCAAGCUGCGGACCGACGCCUCCGAGCUGGAAAACAGAGAAUUACUAGAACAAGUUGCAGAAUUUGAAAAAGCAGAAUUUAUAUCUUCAAGAAAAAAGCCCAUCUUGGACACCACAAAGCCAAAACUCGCUCCUCUUAAUGAAGGUGGAACGGCAGAGCUGCUAACCAAGGAAAUACUAAGACUUCAAGAAGAGAACGAGAAACUGAAGUCGAGACUGAAGGUGAUCGAGGCGCAGGCCACGACUGCGCUGGACGAGAAGGCGAAGCUGGAGCAGGCACUGUGGGACCUGCAGCUGGACAAGGGGAAGCAAGAGGAUUUAAUAAAAGCACAAGAUCUGAGCGACUUGGAGAGCAAGGUGGCAGCUUUGAAGAGCGAGUUUGAGAAGACGCUGAGCGACAGGGUAGAGAACCAGAAGUCCCUGGAGGAGACUCUUGUGACGGCCAAGCACGACCUCCUCAGGGUGCAGGGCCAGCUGAGCCUGGCAGAGAAGGAGCUGGAGAAGAAGUUCCAGCAGACCGCAGCAUACCGGAACCUGAAAGAGAUGCUCACCAAGAAGAAUGACCAGAUCAAAGAGCUGCGGAGAAAGCUGGCCAAAUAUGAACCUGAGGAUUGAAGACGGGAUACCCAGUGUGGACGACACGCCAUCUCUGGCACAGCAUGUCAUGUUUUUCCUCCUCAUUUUUCUGAUGUUCAGAUUUGGCUUCCACUGUUUAGAACUCAAGUUCCUGUUGUAACGAUCCCAGCCGGAUGUCACCGACGCGUCCCUGCUCCGUCCUGCCCCAGGAUGGCGAGGACUCUACAGUACAGGGGGUGUAGAGAAAAGACUCCUACCCGUCUGCUUUAGAAUAAAGAGGGUGUCUUUUAGUAAAUGUUAGGUUACUCCAACAUCUGUACUUGUCCAUUCCCCAGAGGUAAAGAUAAAUACUAGAGUUCUUAAAGAUAGUUACUACAAAUCUUAUUUUUAAUACUUAAGUCUGUACCCUGUUUAACCAUUAAAAAUUCUGUGAUUUGAUUGAAAA
Messenger RNA from Cavia porcellus (domestic guinea pig), 1457 nucleotides. It is a transcript of the gene Lztfl1, whose product is annotated as leucine zipper transcription factor like 1. The transcript has 10 exons. Lineage: Eukaryota; Metazoa; Chordata; Mammalia; Rodentia; Caviidae. The record is from RefSeq and is a predicted model, not a curated record. Gene Ontology annotation, biological process: negative regulation of protein localization to cilium. Gene Ontology annotation, cellular component: cytoplasm. Bases 152 to 1051 code for a protein of 299 amino acids.